Moesziomyces antarcticus is the source of this 2157-nucleotide messenger RNA. RefSeq names its product translation initiation factor. Gene Ontology annotation, molecular function: translation initiation factor activity; guanyl-nucleotide exchange factor activity. The record is from RefSeq and is a predicted model, not a curated record. The transcript is spliced from 4 exons. Gene Ontology annotation, biological process: cytoplasmic translational initiation. The coding region runs from base 1 to 2157 and encodes 718 amino acids. Lineage: Eukaryota; Fungi; Basidiomycota; Ustilaginomycetes; Ustilaginales; Ustilaginaceae. Gene Ontology annotation, cellular component: guanyl-nucleotide exchange factor complex; eukaryotic translation initiation factor 2B complex.
AUGGCUUCCAUCGCUUACGGGGGCGCUCCAUCCCAUCCUGCCCUCGUGCAGCCCAUCAUCUUCUGCGGACCAGGUGCCAACUUGUAUCCGCUAUGCUCCAACACCGUCGGCGCAGACCUCGCCGGCGACGCCAUCUCCUCGACACAGACCGACCUGCCCAAGGCCAUGCUUCCCAUCUUCAACAGACCCAUGAUCGCUUUCGCACUUCAGCAGCUCCUCUCCGCGGGUCUUCGUCACGCCAUCGUCUUCGCCCCCUCCGAGCACCACUCUACCAUCGCCGCCGCUCUCAAAUCGCUCAUCCUCAUCCCUCCCACCCUCGUCCAGUCGGGAAAGAAGAACGUGUCGUCGGCAGCCGCAGCAGCUGCAGCAGCAGCCGUCGAGGAGGCUUCUAGAAACCCAAACGUGUCUGUCUCCGUCGGACUCAACAGCUCCUCCACAGCUGCCUCCGCGCCCGCAGCAUCCAACCCGUACCUCUCGGCAAACACUUUUGCCGCCUCAUCCGUCCAGAACGAGACGGUCAUGCGAGUCGACCUGCUGCCCCUCGGUCCUGACGACGUGUCCACUGCCAGCGCAGCCACAAAGUACAAGAGCCUCGGCACUGCAGGCCUCAUCUCCUGGCUCCACUCCAUCGGAAGGCUCGACAAAGACCCGCUCAUCCUCCCCGUCGAUCUCGUCUCCCAGUCCAUCUCCUUGACAAACAUCAUCGACGCUCACGUAUCCGGCGUGCCACACCCUCCCGCCUUGACCUGCCUCAUGUACGAAAGAGGCGCAGGCGAGGGCACCGGCAAGGAGCGCGAAAAGGACGGCCCUCCCAAGCUCUUCACAGCAUACGAUCGCACCUCCACCCAAUCCGCCAGGUCAAGCUCUGAUGCGAGCGAACACUGCUCCGCCCACCAGCUCCUCUUGCUCCAGGACUCGGACGACGUCUCCGACUACGACUCGGCCGAUCUGCACUUGCGCAUGUCCCUUCUCUGGUCGCAUCCACACGUUCGCAUCUCCACCUCGCUCCUCGACUCGCACGUCUAUCUCUUCAACCUCAACCAUCUCCUCGACCUCUUGCGCUCCCAAGGCGGUCAAAAGAUGAAGAGCUUGCGCGAGGAGGUGGUUCCCUUCAUGGUCAAGUGCAGCUGGAUGGCAGGUCUGCGCGAAAAGGCAGGCUGGACCAGCCGCUCUUCCAAGUCCUCGUCCUUGCAAGAUCAAUCAUCCCAUCAACUAGGCAAGGACGUCGCUGCUGCCACCGCGCUCCGAUCCAGCACCUACGUCGAUUCGCACCUGCUCCAAAGCGGCUCCUCCUACCGUCCGGCACUCGACGACAUCGAAGAUCGCCCCUCCCCCCUCUUCACUCCAGCGCGUUCCAGCGCCGUCUCGCCCUCCGGCAAGCCUGAAGACGAUAACAAGACCCUCGGUCUCGCCCGCCAGGCACAGGCGGCAGCCAAAAAGUCGUCCGCAGAGAUAAAGGUCAACGCUCUAAUCUUCCGCCUCACAGCAGACCGCAAGCAUCCCAUCGAUCCUUCCUCCUCCGUCGAGGAGAUCCGUGAGCGUGACGAAACCGCCAAGCGCGAGCCCUUCAUCGCACGAGCCAACACCGUCCCAACUUACCUCGAGUGCAACCGAUACCUCCUUCGUUGCUUGGCAUCCGGCUCGACCGGUCAAGCGAGUGGCGCACAGUCGGCCGCAUCCGCUUCGAACACCGCUGUGCUUCCAUCAUCGUCCCUCUCCCAUCCCAUGCCCAACCAGGCUCUCACAGCACCCGCUCCUGCCUCUGGCUCGCCUUCGACAGCAGCUCAAGCAUCGCUCGACUCCACAACCACGGGCCCCGAUGCAGCCGCCGCUGCUGCCAAAGGAGCGCAGUGGAUCGAUGCAAAAGCCCAAAUUUCGUCCGAUUCGCUCGUCGAGGGCUUCACCCGCGUCGGUGAACGCACCGCGAUCAAGAGAAGUGUCGUCGGACGUGCAUGCGUCAUCGGCAAGAACGUCAAGCUCACUGGCGCCAUCGUCAUGGACGGCGUAAGGAUCGGCGACAACGCCAAACUCGAGAACUGCAUCCUGGCCGCUAACUCGGUCGUCGAGGAAAAGUGCAACCUCAAAGACUGCGAUGUCGCCGCCUUCGUCAGGGUCUCGGCAGGCACAAAUACAAAGGGAGAGAAGUUCGACGAAUAG